GCAGCGCGCGGCGAGGCUGCCAGCAGCAGCAGCGGCGGCAGCAGCCCGGGACAUCGGAGCUCCGGAUCACUGCCAGCUCAGACAGGCACCACUGGUCCUGAGGAGGUUGCCCUAGGGUGAAUGGAUCCGGGGAGAGGGAGACUGUCCAUUUCCAGCACUAUCUGUUCCGCCGGUCUUUACAGUAAUCUUCCAUAAUCGUACAUAAAGUAGUUUUCUUCGUGUUCCAAGAAAGCGUUUUCUCCAAGUCACCCAAAAAUGGGUUUAUUCUAAAGUAUUUCAGCAUUGGGAAAUAUGUUAAAGUUUUUUCGAUAAAAUGCCGAAAGUCUACCAAAAUGCAGAAUUGUUUAACGAGAAUAAGUUUGGGCUGCGAAAGAACAGAAAAUAGAGCAGCGUUUUAGUCAUCGGCAACAAUAUUAACCCUGACCUUCUGCAGUCAGCCCCGGUGAUUACAGAGAGAUUGUUGUUGGUAAUUUCUAAAUGUAAGCAACUGAAAAGACGAAAGUGAGAAUGGAAGACGGGAAAAUAAAGGAAGAAUGCAUCUGAGAGAAAUAGGGAAGAGUUGACGCAUCUGCCCAAAAUAACAGUUCAAAGGAAGCUCUUAAGGCAAUCCAGCAAUCCAGCACGUAUUUUGAAUUAGUUUUAUUGACAUCAGUCCAACGGGGAGUGUGGGGCAGCUGCCAAGAAUCAACCCCUGGGAUGAUGGCAGCAAUCUGAUUUAAUUGGCAGCUCCUAUGCCCAAUUCCCAGCCACAGCGACCUGAGGGAGGUCUUACCAGACUCGAUGGCUUCCUGUCCAGUGGCAAAACAGUCUUCUGAAAUAUGACCAGCAAUCUGAUGAGAGCUGUCUUCUUAAACAUAGUGUUGACCAGUUCGAAAGAUGGAUACCGGGAAGAUUCAGGAAAAGAACAACACAGGGACCUGCCUAGCUGCAUCCAAAGCACACGCUUGUCUCAGGCACCAGAUCAAUCUUCUUUCUGGAGACUGUGGUGACACCAUGACUGACCUGGAUGUACCUAAGCUUAUAAAGAAAAUUUUAAAAAUGUGAGCAAGUCAAGGGCAACUCUUCUCUUUAUUUAAGGAUGGAAUCAGUACCACAGAGAAGCAGUCUUUAAAACGAGUUGCAGUAGUUGAGGAUUUUUUUGAUAUUAUUUACUCCAUGCACGUUGAAAUAGGAAUAAACGGAGAAAAAUCCCGGAAACACGCUGGCCAGAAAAGAACCUACAAGGCAAUAUCAGAGACCUAUGCCUUUUUACCACGUGAGGCAGUGACCAGAUUUCUAAUGAGCUGUUCAGAAUGCCAGAAGAGAAUGCAUUUGAACCUAGAUGAUGCAGAUCAUAAAGAAAAUGAAAAACCAGCAUCUUUGGUGACCAGCAUGAUAGAUUAUAAUAUGCCUAUUACAAUGGCCUACAUGAAGCACAUGAAACUGCAGUUACUAAGUUCUCACCAAGAUGAGCAGGAUGAACAAUCGUUGAGCAGUGAAGAAUUUGAACUCAGUGACUCCACAUGGAUGUCAGUCGAUCGCAUAAACUCUGACCAAAGCUCUACCCUGGAAGAAAGAAUGCAUAGUCCACAGAACCUAGACAGUCAUCAGGAUGAAGAUUCAUCUGUGGAAUGUUUCAAUGGCAAUGAGCCCUUGGUGCUUAAUUCUAAUGCUGCGGAGGGAGGUCUCUGUGGGGCAAUGUAUACAAGCAUGGGAGACAUUAAUGGCAAUGGCUCAACCCAUCCAGACCACCCUGCUGGCCAUGAUGAGCAACCAAUAAACCUGAGUGACAGUCCUCUAUCAGUUCAGGUAACACCAGACUAUGGCACAGAUAACAGCAGUAAUGGAAGAAGAAGCCGCAUCAAAUAUACAGUUACUGAAAUUAAAAUGGAACGAGAUUCAAAAGAUUUGGGAAAUAAGUCACCGGCACACAGCUACUCCAGUUAUGAUUCACUUAGAAAUGAAAGUGUAGGAGGUGGCCCUGAAGAUCUGACUGUGAAUAGAAUUAUUGAAGAUGAUGAUGACCAAGAUGACCAUGAUGAUGUUGAGAAGAUUAUUGAAUCAGAUGGAGCAGAAUCUGAACGCCUAAAAGCUUUUAAUAUGUUUGUGAGGCUGUUUGUAGAUGAAAACUUGGACCGAAUGGUCCCCAUUUCUAAGCAGCCUAAAGAAAAGAUCCAGGCAAUAAUUGAAUCAUGCAGCCGGCAAUUCCCUGAAUAUCAGGAGCGUGCCCGGAAGCGUAUACGUACUUACCUCAAGUCCUGCAGGCGGAUGAAAAAGAAUGGUUUUGAGACGUCUCGUCCCAUCCCUUCACACCUCACUUCUGCAGUAGCAGAGAAUAUAUUGGCCACAGCAUGUGAGAGUGAGAGCAGAAAUGCAGCAAAGAGAAUGCGUCUGGAUGUGAGUCAACAGCAACAGGAUGAACCUGUUGCAGUUGGGAAGCAGUGGACAAGAGAAUCUUCCCAGGUUAAUUACACUGCUCCAACAGUUUCUUAUUCUCAAGAACUGAUGUACAUCAAUGGAAAUACAGGCUAUUAUCAUGGUUACACAGGGCUGGGCAGUGGGAAGCAAAAUCCACCUUCCUUGUCAAGUGAUGGUACUAACACUGGGCCAGCGGAUCUCAGUGUGAAGAAGUCACUUGCAUCACACUCCGGAUCCUCCAACAUUAACAAUUCCAAAACUCCACCGGCUCAGCUAAGUCCCACUGAAAUAACUGCAGUACGACAGCUUGUAGCAGGAUAUCGAGAGUCAGCAGCUUUUUUACUCCGCUCUGCAGAUGAACUGGAAAACCUGAUUUUGCAACAGAAUUAACAUAAGUAAAGUUGUUCUCUCUCCUAUCGGUGUUAUAUUUCUGGGGAAAGACAUUUCUCCACUACUAAACAGGGCCGGAGAUAUAGGCCAUCUACCGUCGUGCCCCUGAAUGUGAAACAGCAUAUUGGACCACCUCUGGUCCAUAAUGAGGAACCACUAUAUUUGCAGAGUUAAAUUUGGGUCUGCUCUACUUCACGUUUCCUAAUUGAAGGAGCAAACAGAACACGACCACAUAUGUUUAAUCAUAUUCAGUGACUGACCACUAAGUAAAAAUGGCAGCAUCGAUAUCGUCUUUCUUUCCAAGUGCAAUAUGAGUUUAAGGUGCUACUAAAUGUUUACUUUGGAGAACUGCAGAGAUGGAUUUAAGGAGGCUUUUUACCUGUGGAUAAGAAGCGGGUUACAGAAGGUGCUGAGCAGCAUAUGGGAAUUUGAUUCAGGACUGGAGUGGUGGCAGCAGGUCUAAUGGCGAUAAGAGCACGGGAGAGGUGUUUGCAAAACCCAUAUUAUAUAUCAGAUUGGGUUUAUGCCUCUAUUGCAGUCAAACACCAUCUUUUGUCUCCCCAGUGUUCAGGUAAAAUUGAAUCCUGAUGACUAGUAUGGUGCCUGUGUAAAUGCAUUGAAAGCAAAAUUGAAUUGUUUUUUUUAAGAUUGAUUUAAACCUAAAGUUCAUUUGAAAAAUAAAACAAAAACCUUGUGGGAUGUAUUUCACUGUAGGUUGUAUAUUUUGCAAGUUACAAUCUGAAAACUUUGUAUAGUUUCAUUUUAGAGAAUCUAUUGCAAGGAUGUCUUGGGACACCUUUUACUGUGGGAUGUAUUUUGCUGUAGGUUGUAUAUUUUGCGAGUUACAAUGUGAAAACUUUGUACAGUUCCAUUUUACAGAAUUCUAUGAAAGGAAGCCAGGAGACAUUAUUUUGAUGUGAUGUGCAGUUCUCUGCAGUUCUGUGUUGUUCCCUAAAGCCUGUAAUGACUGGAUGCAGUUCUCUCACAAUUACUGUGGGUGUACUUAUAUUCUGUCAAUUAUUUUGUAAUUUAUUAAUUAUACAUAAAUUGAUGUUAAUUUCAUUUGUUUAAUACUAUUUUGUCUGUACCUCUUGGGGAAAUUGCUUUUUCUCUUUCAUGUUAGAAUAUAAUUUAAAUUUUGUACUUCUGCUGUGCACUUAGUGAAGAGGUAUCGUGGGUUCCCCUGUAUAGUGGGUUUCCCUGUAUAGUUUCUACACUUGUGAAUUCCUUACAAACUGUUACAGUACAUUCAUGCUGAUUCCCAUCUAUCUUUUGAUAAUUGUAUUUAAUGAAUUGGUAACAUUUUGAGUAUAUGUGAAUUAAUGUUUUUCAAUUUAUUAACAACUCCUGACUGUGAUUGUGAACUACGUUAUGUGCACUUCGUUCUAUAGUAAUUGGACAGCACUGACAUCUAAGCUUUUUGUAAUGUUAAUUUGAGUGAUUGAUUGGUUGAUAUAUUGUUUAACAAGGUCAAAAUGGUUGGUAUUGUAGGUGAAUAUAAAUGUGAGAAAACAGUCACUGCUAUUAUCCAAAUAUUUGUGGAUUUUUCCUUCUAUUGCAGCAUAUACCUCAAUAGAAAGCUGGAACCAAUAAAUAUUGAACAAAAUUGGUUUUGAAACAUCUUGACAGAUAAUGUCAAAAUAUAUUUGUAGUGCAAUGAAAGUGCCUUUCUUACUGGCUGGACAACUGAUUCCAAUAGGUUAAUUAUGCAGGGGAUAAAAAAGGACAUCUUUAAUGAUAUCAGUUGCUCACUUUUUGUUUAAAAAAAAGGUCUUGCUGUUGCACUGCAAACUUGUGGUUAAAGAAGUUAUAAAUUUUCAUCAAAAUUUGUUAUAGCACUAGAAGUUAAUUGAACUUUUUCAAUAUUCUACUUGAGAACCAUUUCUAAAAAUUUUGUUCUAAUUAUUGUACAUAAAUUAAGUACCAUG
Messenger RNA from Mobula hypostoma (lesser devil ray), 4715 nucleotides. RefSeq names its product nucleolar protein 4-like. The record is from RefSeq and is a predicted model, not a curated record. The transcript has 12 exons. Bases 1156 to 2787 code for a protein of 543 amino acids. Lineage: Eukaryota; Metazoa; Chordata; Chondrichthyes; Myliobatiformes; Myliobatidae.